Dinoponera quadriceps is the source of this 2200-nucleotide messenger RNA. Its product is annotated as SEC14-like protein 2. The transcript is spliced from 11 exons. Gene Ontology annotation, cellular component: cytoplasm. Bases 683 to 1867 code for a protein of 394 amino acids. The record is from RefSeq and is a predicted model, not a curated record. Lineage: Eukaryota; Metazoa; Arthropoda; Insecta; Hymenoptera; Formicidae.
GAAACAGCAAUUUACAAAAUACCGCUCAGAUAUCGAGCUUUAACAUUACGCAUCUCAACCGAUGUACAAACACAUUAUUUUCGCGAAACAGACCUUAUUUCGUGAGCCGUAUGUGUGAGUGUUGCGCGCCUGACAAUGUCGAAAUUAUCAACGUGUGUGCUCUUACGAGAGUUCAAGACAUCGGUAAAAGGCAAGUACUUCUCGACGUACCUAUUCGUCUACGUAGAUAGAAAUCGAGAUGGUGACGACAGUACUAUACAGUGAUAGUAAUGACGAUCGGCGAUGGUGGGGUUUGGUGAAGGAUUGGAAGCAGUUUGCCUUUGCUAAGAACGGCGGUACCAUUCGUUCAGUACCGCUCACUUCGCGACGUCUAUCUCACCUUCGUAGAGAACGCGUGGUAGCAGGCUUGGGCGAACGCGGUCACCUGUUGCAUCAAUGUGUAGUCGACGCCGGCCAGUUGCGUCGGUCCCAAACACGGAGUUCGUCCGAAUGCCCGUCGAGUGAACCGCAAACAGGAAGUGAUUUAAAGGCUGCAGCUAGGCAAUUUCCAGUCGAGUUAAAAAAAAGUUGAUUGCGAAGACUCUGCAAGAAGGAACGAGCCAUAUCGUUUUCCGACGAGCCCAACCUUCAAUAAAAGAAACGUUACAUUCAAGAAAAAAUUGACAGUGCUCGAACGGCAAAAAUGUCGACUUCGCUAAAAUUAGCAGACGAUCAACGAUUUGCAUUGAUGAAAUUUAGACGAUCCGUGCAAGAUGUUCUGCAACCACACCACGAUGAUCAUUUUCUGCUUCGUUGGUUGAGAGCAAGAAAAUGGGAUCCCACUGCAGCGGAGAAAAUGUUGAGAGAUUCUCUGGAGUGGCGGAAAAAAUGGGAGGCCGAUAAUUUAUCCGAGUGGGAACCUCCCCAAGUGUUGAAGGAUUAUUUACCUUAUGGAUCAAGUGGUUUCGAUAAAGACGGCGCACCAAUUAUCAUCGUACCAUUUGCCGGCUUAGACAUGUACGGAAUAUUGCACGUAAUAACGCAGAAGGAAUUUAUCAAAUGUACGGUGAAAAUUUUGGAUCAGUAUUUGAAGUUAGCCAAUGAACAAGCCAAGCAGCACGGACAGAUCGCUAAUCAAUUAACGGUAAUUUUUGAUAUGGAGGGAUUCAACUUGAAGCAGUAUUUGUGGAAACCAGCUGGCGAAUUGGUCAUCAUACUUAUUCAAAUGUACGAAGCGAAUUAUCCAGAAAUUCUAAAAAUGUGCUUUAUUAUUAACGCGCCCAGAAUUUUCGCUUUAGCAUUCUCUGUAACAAAAAAAUUUAUGAAUGAAUAUACAAUAUCGAAGAUAAACAUAUAUAAAGCCGAUCCACGGAAAUGGCAAGAAGCUAUAUUUAAGAGCAUAUCGAAAAACCAACUACCCGCUCAUUUUGGUGGCACGUUAACGGACUCAGACGGCAACCCAAAAUUCACCACCAAAAUUUGCCAAGGUGGUAAAAUACCAAAAGAUAUGUAUGCCAAUAAUACGGAUAAGCUAAGUGAGGAACAUACUACUGUGAUUGUUCGAAAAGGUGGAAAAAUCGAAUUUGACGUCACUGCGUCGGAAGCGGGCUCGAUUUUAAGCUGGGAAUUCCGAAGCGAGGAUCACGAUAUAAAAUUCGGAAUCUUAAAAAAAGACACGACAAAUGGCAUGAAAACAGAAGUUGUACCCAUCAAACGAGUUGCGUCCCAUCAGUCGGAAGAAAUCGGCAUAUUAAAUUGCGAAGUUCCAGCGACUUAUUCUGUUGUUUUUGACAAUACUUACAGCUUUCUGAAGAAUAAGAAAAUUCAUUAUUCAGUACGUAUUUUGCCACCUCCCGGAAAGUUAGAGGCAUCAGCAUCUGUCGUAUAGUAAAACGAGUUUUAUUAGGAAAAUAUAGCUAUAGCAGUUUCUAAGACAUACGUUGUUUUCUACUCAUAUCAAAUGUAAUACACGCGAAUUAGAUAAGAUAAAGUUCUCGGUGGAUAUGUAACUUCUAUAUAUAUUUGAUAGUAAAUCCAAGUAAAAAUAUAUUUUUUAGGAACACUCGAAUAACAUUCGUACAAGACUUAGUUAAAUGUGUGUUAUUAAUUAUAUCUGCUUUCUUGUUUAAAGUUUACAACUAUUACAGUUGUCGAAACCGUAUUUCGACAAAUGCUCACGUAUUAAAUGUUAUUAUUGCAAUUACAAUAUGAGUGUAAAUGU